UGUAAGGUUACGCCAAAGCGAGGGCAGGAAUCCCACAAUAGCAGGCGAAAGAGUUUUUGUUUUUUUCGAGGCAGAGCUGCUGCUGGGCUGGUGGCUGCUUCAAUCAAAGGGAAAGGCUGAGGAAAGGGAGGCUCUGCGGAGAGAUGUAAGAUGGCAGAGCUACAAAUGUUGUUAGAGGAAGAGAUUCCGGCCGGUAAAAGAGCGCUUGUAGAGAGUUACCAGAACCUGACCAGAGUAGCAGACUACUGCGAGAACAAUUAUGUCCAGGCCCAGGACAAGAGGAAAGCUCUGGAGGAGACCAAAGCCUACACCACCCAGUCCCUGGCCAGCGUGGCCUACCAAAUCAAUGCCUUAGCCAACAAUGUACUGCAGCUGCUGGACAUCCAGGCCUCGCAGCUGCGGCGCAUGGAGUCGUCCAUCAACCACAUCUCCCAGACGGUGGACAUCCAUAAAGAGAAGGUGGCCAGGCGGGAGAUCGGCAUCCUGACCACCAACAAGAACACAUCGAGGACCCAUAAGAUCAUAGCGCCAGCUAACAUGGAGCGGCCGGUCAGGUACAUCAGGAAGCCCAUUGACUACACUGUACUGGACGAUGUUGGCCAUGGUGUUAAGUGGCUAAAAGCCAAGCAACAUGGGAACAAUCAGUCAAUCAGAGGAGGAACGUUAUCGAGGACCAAUCCGCCGACACAGAAGCCACCAAGCCCUCCCAUGUCAGGGCGUGGCACACUCGGACGCAACACGCCCUACAAGACCCUGGAGCCGGUGAAACCGCCCACGGUGCCCAAUGACUAUAUGACCAGUCCUGCCCGACUAGGUAGCCAGCACGGCCAGCAGCACAGCCCCGGACGCACAGCAUCCCUGAACCAGAGGCAACGCACACACAGUGGAAGUAGCGGGGGAAGCAGCAGCAGGGAGAACAGCGGCAGUAGCGGUAUUGGCAUUCCCAUCGCCGUGCCUACGCCCUCCAUCCCCAACUCUGGACCAGUCCCGCCCAUGUCGGCUCCUCCAGGUGUCCCUCCACCUCCUCCCCCACCCCCACCCAUGUCAGCCCCCCCGGGGGCACCUCCACCCCCACCCCCUCCUCCUCCGCCUGCACCUCCCCUGGCCGGGUUAGGCCCCCCAGCGGCACCACCACCCCCCAUAGCGGUGGCCCCUGGGCCUGGUCUGGGACCCGCUCCAGUGUCCCAGUUUGGAACCAUCUCGCGGCAGAUUUCGCGGCACAACCCCUCCAACUCCUCUGUCUCUAUGGUUUCGGCCACGGGCACCUAUCGCCGGGCGCCGUCGGUCACUUCCCAGUUCUCCUUGCAACAGCAGCAACAGCUACAGCUACAGCAGCAACAACAGCAACAGCAGCAGCAACAACAGCAACAGCAACAACAGCCUCAUAUUAAUGGAGGCACUCCUGGCUAUGGCCAGAACUCAAUGUCUAUUGCCCCCCCUCCUCCCCCCAUGCCCCAGCUGACUCCACAGAUACCUCUGACUGGCUUUGUGGCCAGGAUGCAGGAGAGCAUCGCAGACACCCCUACUCCUCCUCCGCCUCCGCCUCCAGAUGAUAUGCCCAUGUUCGAUGACUCCCCCCCACCUCCGCCCCCUCCCCCUGUGGACUAUGAGGAGGAGGACGCCGCUGUGGUGCACUACAGCGACCCGUAUGCUGAUGGAGACCCACAGUGGGCGCCCAAGAGCUACAUCGAGAAAGUCGUGGCCAUAUACGACUACUCCAAGGACAAGGAUGACGAGUUGAGUUUCAUGGAAGGGGCGAUCAUUUACGUCAUCAAGAAGAACGACGACGGCUGGUUCGAGGGCGUCUGCAACGGCGUCACCGGCCUUUUCCCCGGCAACUACGUGGAGAGUAUCAUGCACUACGCCGACUGAAGGCACCCGACAGUAACAGUACAGUCUAUUUAUUCAGUCAUAUCAUAGUCCACUCUGACAGACUGACAGCGGCCGAUCUCCACCCCCGAGACGCUUCCACCCACUGUAUGAUCUCCUUUUGAUAUGACAGAAUGUUCUUUCUCUUACUGAUUGCAAAUAAAAUGAAAAGUAAUAUCUAUUUAGUUUAUUUUGGUGUAAUAUGGGCAGGUGGGGGACAUUUAUGGAAUAUGUAAAAAAAAAUAAUAAAGUUUUUAAAGUAUUGGACUGCAUACGCUCACAUGGAUUGAACUCAGACGACGGUUGCAUAGCUGAAGGAUGAGCUCGGACAAAGAUCAAAAUGUAAUAAACUGUAAAAGCACCUUCAAGUUAAAUGUGGGCACUGUCGGGUGUAAAUAAUGUGAGCUGCAGCCGCUUGUGUUUCUGUAAUGUAAAUGCAGUGAAUGUCAAUUCUAUGAUAGUUUCCAUUAGUGGUGCCCUCCCUGACUCCAUAAGGCUCAUCUGUACAGGAAAUAAACGCAGAUGACUAACUAAUACUUUACAAAUUUACAAACUUUAUAUUGUAUUCGGAAGAUCUGAAAAUCAGCCUUGGCGGUAAAAGCAUGCAAAAUUUGACGAUAUAAUGUAAUCUGAAGUUUGUUGCCGUUAUGCUUCCAUUAUUCUUUUGUAAAUGUACUCACUGUUUUUUUUUUUUUUUUAAACGCUGUUGAAAUCAUUGAAUUUUGAAGACGCAAAUAGUCUUGACUAUAAAUUAUUUCAGCAUUUAAAAUUAUUAAAUUGAUCCCAACUGAUAUUUUUAAAUCUAGAAUCACACACCCCCCUCCCCUUUUUUUUUCUCUCUCCGUAUUUUGGUUAAUGAUGAAGCUUUUUUCUUUUAUGAUUAUGUCACAUCACUGUUAUUAAGUGUAAUCUCCAAAAGGAAUCUCUAGGAUUGGUAUCUGGCAAAAGUAGGCUCCGGUUGCGACUGCAGGACGGCGAGUGGCGAGCAGUGGUUAUAGUGGAAUUGUGCCUGACACUGCCAUGUGACAAUUCAGAUGUAAUGGAGACCAAUAGACAACUUUAAUACCUCCUUAGUCUGCUGUGGGAGCCCAUUACCACCACUGUGUACAGGGGAAAACAAAGAUCCUGAAUAAUGACAUAGUAUCUGAAAAUAACUAGUACAUUUCUAUAGCGAGUUAUGAGCAUACACUGGAUAUAAUCAGUGCACGCAGGAGCUGUGACAUCAUCCAUUGUGACUGAUUGAUGCCCAUUGGCCAUGAUGAUUUUUCAGAGCCAGAAGUGACCAUAUUUGGGCAAAAGAGGCGGAACUCUGGGGGUAUGAGGCGUCAGAGAUGAGCUAACGCUACACAUCAGCUUAUUGAUUCAGUAACAAUUUAAUCAAGAAUUGCAUGAGAAAUUAAUUUUAUGUCUUGUUAGUGGAAGUACAGUGGAGCUGUUUGUCUGUGGCAAAAAAAAAGUAUUUUUUAAAAAAAGUGCGACUUUGGGGGUGAGUGAGCUGUCAAACACACCUGUCAAUCAAAACUGUAUAUGGCAGAUGUCGGAGCGUUUAACGGAGGAAAAGGAUCUAAACAUGGUCCAGAUCAGUUAUUAGAAUCUAGAAAGACUUCAUGGAAAAAAAAAAUGCUGACUUUGUGUCAUUAGAGUGAAGUUCAGUGUAAGUUUUGAAGCCUCCCCCCAGUGGUCAUCACUGGUAUUACAUCAUUAUGUUACUUCUGCAUCGGCUUCAUUUUGGAGCUAAGGCUUAGGUACAAAACUAAAAGUACAAGAACAGUCAAACAAGAUAAAAUGCAAUAAAGCAACAAACAAAACAGAGGGAAAAAAUGGAAUAAAAGAAACAACUUUAAAAAAUGGAAUUAGAUAUAAAAGAAUAAUGUAAAUGCUUGUCUUUGCAGAUGUAUAUUUAAAAGACUAUUAAAAUGAACCAAUGUAUAAUAAUGUGAAUUUAUUAAAACAGUAGAGAAUCAAUGCUCUCAAAAGUAUUUAGUAUCUCAAAAUAAUACUUUU
Messenger RNA from Sphaeramia orbicularis (orbiculate cardinalfish), 3873 nucleotides. RefSeq names its product abl-interactor 1a (gene abi1a). Lineage: Eukaryota; Metazoa; Chordata; Actinopteri; Kurtiformes; Apogonidae. The transcript is spliced from 12 exons. The coding region runs from base 151 to 1872 and encodes 573 amino acids. Gene Ontology annotation, cellular component: lamellipodium; SCAR complex; actin-based cell projection. Gene Ontology annotation, molecular function: SH3 domain binding; signaling adaptor activity. Gene Ontology annotation, biological process: neuron migration. The record is from RefSeq and is a predicted model, not a curated record.